Messenger RNA from Helianthus annuus (common sunflower), 1728 nucleotides. Its product is annotated as protein ALP1-like. The record is from RefSeq and is a predicted model, not a curated record. The transcript is spliced from 2 exons. NCBI's taxonomy places the organism in Eukaryota, Viridiplantae, Streptophyta, Magnoliopsida, Asterales, Asteraceae. Bases 1 to 849 code for a protein of 282 amino acids.
AUGUCUGAAAGGACCUCUCGUGAGUGCCUUGAAUAUUUCUGCGAGACGGUUUGUAAAAGGUAUGGCGGUGAAUUCCUACGUAGACCAACGAGCCACGACAUCGCGCUAUUGUAUCAGGCUCAUGAGGAUAGGCAUCACCUACCUGGCAUGUUAGGGAGUCUCGAUUGUACACACUUUGUCUGGAGAAUGUGCCCCACAGAAUUGCGUGGACAAUACAUGAGAGGCGAUCAUCAAUACCCGACGGUUAUGUUAGAAGCGGUAGCGUCUCAAGAUUUGUGGAUUUGGCAUGCUUUUUGUGGGCCAGCGGGUUCACAAAACGAUAUCAACGUGCUGCAACAAUCUCCGUUAUUUCUUGCUCAACGAAAUGGAACGGCGCCAAAUUGUCCAUUUCAAGUGAACAACCAUUUAUACAAACGCGGGUAUUAUCUUACUGAUGGGAUCUACCCUACUUGGUCCGUGUUUGUGAAGUCUUUUCCAUAUCCACACGACCCGAACGAAAAAAAAUUCAAGAGGCAACACGAGGCCGCAAGAAAAGAUGUGGAACGGGCGUUUGGUGUGUUAAAGUCGAAGUGGGGAAUACUAAAUCGUCCAAUGCGUUCGAAAACGGUGAAAAAAAUAAGGUCCAUCGUGUAUACGUGCCUUAUUUUACACAACAUGAUUAUAAAAGACGACGGAAGGGCGAUAGCACCGGUUCAUAUUCAAGAUCCUCCAGUCGAACCCGUCUUCGAUGAUACAGCCUAUACGGAGCUCAUUGACGAAGACACGCAUUGGAGGCUAAAACACGAUCUCGUUGAGCAUCUCGGAAGUUUAGAUUUGCCUCACCUUGAAGUUGAUUCGGACGAGGAGUAGUUUGUUUUUAUAUUUUUUUAGGUUGAAUGUAUCUUUUUUUCUAGUUCGAAUGUUUUUUUUUAAUUUAAUGAAAUGUCUUUUAUUCAAUUUUUAUUUUUACUAAUCUUUUUUUAAUUUAUAAAACAUGCAUUAUUUUAGAGAAUAAAAAAAAAAAAAAAAAGAAACAACUCACCUAAUAGGUGAGUGCCGCCAUCAAAACAAGGUAUUAGGGGAGUGUAUUAGGUGAGUUGACGUGGCACCAUGUGAUUGGCUAUGUGUAAGAUGGGGGACUCACCUAUUAGGUGAGCACCCCUUACACCCUUAGCAGUUUAGCAAAAAAAAAUUAAAACCAGUCAAACUAGACCAUGAAUACCAUUACUUGUAUUUACUUAGAAAGGUGAGACGCUUAUCAUUUUAGAACCAAAAAUUUAGUUUAAACCAACAUGGUGCGAUAUGAGGCGCAAACAAAACAACCUACAUUGUCCGGCCUAAACACGCAAUAAAAACCAAAAUAAAUACUCUGUUAGCCGUUAGCCGACCGGACAACACUUUUAAUCUACUUUCUUAAACUGUAAGAAAAUAAACACACAUUCAAGUAUCUUUUAACUUGUUUAAUUCAUCUUUCAUUUACAUGUUGUUAGUUGACUGCAAUCAGUUUGAAAAAAGUUGUUCUUUGUUCAUGAUCUACUUAAAAAAGAACCAAUUUUUAAAAAAAGAAAUAGACUUCGUCUAUCAAAAGCGCUCAAACCCAAACUACAUACACAAAGCCUGACAAGGCUUCUUAACUUUGAAAAGCAAAAACAAGACAAAGCACACAAAGCGGUCAUAAAAACACUUGUAAAACGGUUCUGGAUCUUAAGGCAGUGCUAAAAUGUAGAUUAAACAAAAAAGAUAAAAAUU